AUGAGUGACGUUUUUUCCCCCAUUUGAAGACUGCAACCCUUGGACAAUUCUGAUAUGGCAGGUGUAACAGUGAGUUAGCAAGAUAUCUCUCUGAUACUUGUAUUUGUAUGUCUGUUUGAUAGAGUCAGAAAGAGAUUUGACAGGGUUUUCAUUGUACCAGAGUAAUUCAACUCGAGAUAGAAUGAACUCCCUCUCCGUCUAUGUCAUACUGGGUCUGACAAAAUUGAUGAUCCAGACUACAGACUCUAAAGGGUCUCCCAAUAUCAGAGUGGUUCUGUCUGUUUGGCCCCCAGGAUCAACCAUCUACUUAAGGGAAUCUGUGGCACUGAGAUGCAGUGUGGAAGCAGGUGCUAACUAUUCUUGGACCUAUCACUGGUUCAGACACACAUCUCACAAACUUGUGACCCCAAAUGCUAGACACAUGAUCAGUGGUGACAGUUACUCCAUCACUGGGGUUGCCAAGGCUGACGGUGGUAGCUACUGGUGCCAGGCUGAGCGGAAUGGCUCAACCACACCCUUACUCAGUGACCCCGCCCACUUGACUGUGUCAGAGCUGACCCCACCCUCUUUGGCAGUGAUCCCCAACAGCCUACAGUACUUCCAAGGGGAGCACUUCUCUCUCCAGUGCCCUGCUGUGUCUGAGAGCAACUCCACAGAGAGUAACUCCACAGACUGGACAUUGUGGCAGCUCACUGACUUUGGAGUUAGGUCUGGGUGUCAGACACUAGAGGGCACUGUCAGGAAGGAGGCUCCUGGAGCAUGCAGCCUCUCCUCUCUAUACAGUGGGUUGUACUGGUGUGAGAGCAGCAAAUGGCGCAGCAACACGGUCAAGAUCACAGUGAGCUAUGGUUCCAUGAUCAUUGUUGGCCCUGCUCACCCUGUCACAGAGGGAGAUCAGGUGACUCUGCAUUGCCGGUACUGGUUCCACAAACCUAACCUGACCACCUUCUACAAAGACGGAGUAGAGGUUGUUCUGAACGUCACAGAGAUGACCAUUGACAAUGUGAACGGUGCAGACGAGGGCUUCUACAAGUGUGCUGAACCUGAGAAGUUGGAGAGCCCAGAGAGUUGGCUGUCUGUGAGAAGGAACUCCACCUCAGAAGAGAGAAAGACAUUGUCCUCUGAAGGUACCUUGAUAUGGGUGUUGCUGUUCUGUUGCAUUGUGGUUAUCCUGUUGCUUAUUCCUGUUGUUAUGUUACUGGUUCGUCACUACAGGUUGCAUAUGUGGUGCACCCGCAGCUGUUUCUCCUCCAAAGAAGGGCCACCCCCAGGAGAGGCACCCCAGACCAAGCAGGAUGUGACUGAGGUACAGUGGGAUCUGGGCUGGAUGGAGAUGGCCAACCUGUUGGACAAGCAACAGUACCCUGCCACUGCCAGCUAAACUCUACCACUCAAACCAGAGACUAGUGUGCUUAACACUGUACAGAACAUACCAUAGGAGGCUGGUGGGAGAAGCUAUAGGAGAACAGGCUCAUUGUAAUGGCAUAAGGGAAAUAAAUGGAACGGAGUCACACGUGGUUUCCAUAUGUUUUAUGUGUUUGAUACUGUUCCAUUUAUUCCAUUCCAGCCAUUACAAUGAGCCUGUCCUCCUAUAGCUCCUCCCACAAGCCUCCUCUGGUACAAACAUAUUAAUUAUCCUUUGUAUCUGUUUCUCACUGCUUCUGUUUUUCACAAGAGUUUUUCUUUUAUCUGGUCAAAUUAAGAAAUAAAGAGGAUGUACAGUAUGAGUUAAAAAA
Molecule: messenger RNA, 1736 nt
Organism: Oncorhynchus gorbuscha (pink salmon)
Lineage: Eukaryota; Metazoa; Chordata; Actinopteri; Salmoniformes; Salmonidae
Exons: 8
Coding region: 182-1381 (399 amino acids)
Biological process (GO): cell surface receptor signaling pathway
Molecular function (GO): transmembrane signaling receptor activity
Source: RefSeq, a predicted model, not a curated record